CCCUGCGCUGCUGAGGCUGUGUGACUGCAUUGUGUGGGUGCAUAGGUGCGCAACUGCGCUGUGACAAUGUAACCUAAAAAUUAAAACCGAUAACCACAUAUUCCGUAAAGUGAUGAUAUAUUACAAAAAAAAUAGAUAAAAAAAUAGGAAAUACUCAAAAUGAAGAAUGUUUUAAGGUGUUUUGGUUCAAAUUUAACAUUAAACUGUAAUAGAAGUAAAGUGUGUCAACUAUCCUGCGAGAAAUAUUCAACAGCAGCGGCUUUUAAAACUGAAUCGAGAGAGAGGAGAGAAAAACAUCCUUAUAAAAAGAUUCAUCCCUGGAAAUCUUUUAAAGCGUUUUCAGAAUCUUUGGUUGAAAACGUUAUUUACAAUAAGAAUGGUUUGGUUGCGCUAAAUAAACCUUAUGGAAUUGCAUCCAGAGAAAAAGAUGUUAAUAAUACAAAAGUUCCCUACCAAAAAGAAAGCCUUAACAAAAUAUCUGGCGCAGUGGACUAUGCAGUUUCGAAUGCCUUACCAUUUAUUGCAGACAGGCUCGGUUAUGCUAAUCUAAACAUUGUCAGGUCACCCGAGAGGUUUAUGAGUGGCGUUAUGCUUCUCGCAGCAGACGAGUCUGUGGAAAAAGCUAUAAUUAAAUCACAAAACCGAGCAAUGGGAUUUAAAAAAAUUCCAAAAACCUACUGGAUAGUCACAACAAGGCUUCCAAAAGACACAAACGGUAUCAAAAACGUGGCGUUAAAGUUACACAAGAGUCCGUGCAAAAAGUUCGAAAGGCCUGUCAUCCAUGAAAAAUGGUCCAACACGCAAGAAAAGAAGGGUGAAAUAAAGGUCUUGAAUGUCGAGUACAACCUCCUUUCAAAUUCGAUAGAUAAUCUCAGUGCCUUAAUCGAAAUCAAAUCAUCGACAACAAAGUGGCAUGCGAUCAGAUUAUUCGCAGCAACUAACCUCUUAAGUCCGAUUCUAGGUGACAGAAUUCAUGCAGAGAGAAUACAGAACAUUAUGGGAACUUUGAUGAAAGUAAAUCCCUUCGUGGCCGCGGUCGACAGGCCUCCAAGAAUGAAUAAGAAGCUCUUAACUCACCUUAAUUUGUCAACGGAGAUGCAGGAUAUUAUCCCUGUACACAUUCACUUGAAGCGCAUUGAACUUUCCUGGUAUUUCGGAAAGAACAAAGACCUGCUGAUCGAAGCUCCAUUAACACCUGAAUUUUCGUGGACAUGUCAAGCCUUGAAUUUCGAAUUGCCUAGAGAGAGUAAUUUUAGUGUGGAGAACGUCAGUACUGAGGGACAAGAACAGCAAUUUGUACAGAUUUCUCAAUAAAUUUUUAAGUUUUAA
Messenger RNA from Belonocnema kinseyi, 1329 nucleotides. RefSeq names its product mitochondrial mRNA pseudouridine synthase Rpusd3-like. Bases 160 to 1314 code for a protein of 384 amino acids. The transcript has 4 exons. Gene Ontology annotation, molecular function: pseudouridine synthase activity; RNA binding. NCBI's taxonomy places the organism in Eukaryota, Metazoa, Arthropoda, Insecta, Hymenoptera, Cynipidae. The record is from RefSeq and is a predicted model, not a curated record. Gene Ontology annotation, biological process: pseudouridine synthesis.